AUGGCUCCCUCCAACCUCCCACCAGUCUUCAAUGCCACCUCCCAGGACAUGGAGAUGAUGCUCACUGCCCAGUGUCAUCUCGGCUCCAAGAACAUGCAAACCCAUAUGGAGCCAUACCUGUGGAAGACUCGUCCAGACGGUGUCAACGUUAUUAACAUUGGCAAGACCUGGGAGAAGAUUGUCCUUGCUGCCCGUAUCAUUGCUGCCAUCGACAACCCAGCUGAUAUCUGUGUUAUUUCUGCCCGUCCAUACGGCCAGCGUGCUGUUCUCAAGUUCGCUGCCCACACUGGUGCUGUUGCGAUUGCUGGUCGUUUCACCCCCGGUAGCUUCACCAACUACAUCACCCGCUCUUUCAAGGAGCCCCGCCUGAUCGUUGUCACCGAUCCUCGCACCGAUGCCCAGGCCAUCAAGGAGGCCAGCUACGUCAACAUCCCCGUCAUUGCCCUCUGCGACGCCGACUCCCCUACCGAAUUCGUCGAUGUUGCUAUCCCAACCAACAACAAGGGUCGCCACGCUAUUGGUCUUGUCUGGUGGAUGCUUGCCCGCGAAGUCCUCCGCCUCCGUGGCACUCUCGCUACCCGUGAGACCGAAUGGGAUAUCGUCGUUGAUCUGUACUUCUACCGCGACCCUGAGGCCGAGGAAACCAAGGAGAUUGAAGAGGCCAAGGCCGCUGAGGCCGAGGAGGCUGCUCCUGAGGCUCUCAACCCAGCUGAUACCUGGGAUGCUGCUGGUGCUGCUGCUCCUGCUACCUUCGGUGCUCCCGCUGCUGCUACCAACUGGGAGGCUGCCAACACCGACUGGGCUGCCUCCGGUGCUGCUGCGGGUGAGAGCUGGGCCGCUGAUACCCCCGCUGCUGAACCUACCUGGUAA
Molecule: messenger RNA, 870 nt
Organism: Trichophyton rubrum CBS 118892
Lineage: Eukaryota; Fungi; Ascomycota; Eurotiomycetes; Onygenales; Arthrodermataceae
Product: 40S ribosomal protein S0
Exons: 2
Coding region: 1-870 (289 amino acids)
Biological process (GO): cytoplasmic translation; ribosomal small subunit assembly
Cellular component (GO): ribosome; 90S preribosome; cytosolic small ribosomal subunit
Molecular function (GO): structural constituent of ribosome
Source: RefSeq, a predicted model, not a curated record